This is a messenger RNA of Miscanthus lutarioriparius, 852 nucleotides long. NCBI's taxonomy places the organism in Eukaryota, Viridiplantae, Streptophyta, Magnoliopsida, Poales, Poaceae. The record is from the annotation of a GenBank genome assembly.
AUGGUCAGGCUCACCGCCGACCUGAUAUGGAAGAGCCCGCACUUCUUCAACGCCAUCAAGGAGCGCGAGCUCGACCUCCGAGGCAACAAGAUCGCCGUCAUCGAGAAUCUCGGAGGCACCGAGGACCAAUUUGACACAAUUGACUUGUCGGACAAUGAGAUUGUCAAGCUUGAAAACUUCCCAUACUUGAAUCGUCUUGGCACUCUACUAGUUAACAAUAACAGAAUCACACGUAUCAGUCCCAAUCUUGGUGAGUUUUUGCCAAAGCUGCAUACGCUGGUGCUCACAAACAAUCGUCUGACAAAUCUUGCGGAGAUUGAUCCGCUGGCAUCUCUUCCAAAGCUACAAUUCCUCAGCUUACUGGAUAAUACUGUAACUAAGCAGCCAGACUACAGGCUAUAUGUUAUCCAUAAAUUGAAGCAUUUGCGUUUACUGGAUUUCAAGAAAGUGAAACAACAGGAGAGAGUUGCGGCAGCGAAAAAGUUUCACUCAAAGGAGGCAGAGGAAGAGGCAAAGAAGGUACCUGCCAAAACAUUUACUCCUUGUCUGCCUGAUGCUCAGGACAUCACAAUGGAGCCACAAGGUCCUAAAGUAGUCGCUCCAACUCCUGAACAAAUCAUGGCUAUCAAGGCUGCUAUUGCGAAUGCUCACACUCUUGAGGAAGCUGCAAGGCUAGAGCAGGUAUUAAGCACUGGUCAAGUUCCUGCUGAAUUUGCAGUGCCUAAGCCUGAUGCAAACAUGGCUGAAGCUUCAGAGGGAGCUGAGAAGAUGGAUACAGAUGGUCAGAACCAGGAGGGUGAGGCUGAUGGGCAGAAACAAGAUAACGAAAGCACUCCAAUUCAGGAGGAUUGA